UAUAAACUUCCUGAUUUGUAUUUGACAUCUCAAAGAAAGGAGACCAGAAUUCAAUGAUACUUUGGAUUUCACAGAGUUCAAUUUUCUGCCCAGCCAUUAUGUUUAUGAAGUUGAGUAUUUUUGAAUGGUCAUAGUUGUGGUUACUGUUGAGAGGUGUCCAUCCUUUUUCUGGCUUAAGAUUGUUAGGACCUUUGUAGGAAGCAGUGGUUCUUUUUUUUUUUUUUUUUGAGACGGAGUCUCGCUCUGUUGCUCAGGCUGGAGUGCAGUGGCAUGAUCUCGGCUUACUGCAUGCUCUGCCUUGCGGGUUUACACCAUUCUCCUGCCUCAGCCUUCUGAGUAGCUGGGACUACAGGCACCUGCCACCACUCCGGGCUAAUUUUUUGUAUUUUUAGUAGAGAUGGGGUUUCACCAUGUUAGCCAGGAUGGUCUCGAUCUCCUGACCUCGUGAUCCGCCCGCCUUGGCCUCCCAACGUGGCCGGAAGCAGUGGUUCUUAAGCUUUAGCAAGCAUUGGAAAUGGUUGGAGGGCUUGCUGAAGCACAUAUGGCUGCCUCCCAGUUUCUGAUUUAAUAGGUCUGGGGUACCGAUAAUUUGCAUUUUUAACAAUGAUAUGGUUUGGCUGUGUCCCCACCCAAAUCUCAUCUUGAAUUCCCACGUGUUGUGGGAGGGACCCAGUGGGAGGUAAUUGAAUUUUGGGGGCAGGUGUUCCCCAUGCUGUUCUUGUGAUAGUGAAUAAGUCUCAUGAGAUCUGAUGGUUUUGGGAAAGGGGAGUCUUCCUGCACAAGCUCUCUCUUUGCCUGCUGUCAUCCAUGUAAGACGUGAUUGCUCCUGUUUGUCUUCCGCCAUGAUUGUGAGGCUUCCCCAGCCAUGUGGAAAUGUAAGUCCGAUUAAACCUCUUUCCUGUGUAAAUUGCCCAGUCUCGGGUAUGUCUUUAUCAGCAGCAUGAAAAUGGACUAACACAAACAAGUUCCCAGGUGAUGCUGAAGCUGCUAGUCCUGGGACCACACCAACACCCACUGUUCUAGGGCACUGGGCAGAGACAGAUAAGCUUGUACCAGCAUCAUGUGGAAGACAAAAUGGAACUCAAAGCCCUAUUAACCCUGGUUGGCUUUAUCUUUCCCCUGACCCUGUGCUUAAGUUCACUUUCUCUCUAGCUCUUCCUGCUCUUGUUCCCUUCUUGUGUACCUGAACUACAUUUAACAUCCUGACUCAAAACAGCCGAGUUUCUAACCAUGCUACUUGUUAUUGUACCAUUUCCUUUCUAACCCAGAUUAUCAUCUCUGUUUCAAAUUUCUUGCUGUGGUAACCUCACCUUAAUUUCUAUGUCUUCGUUAGCUCAAUAGAUUGCCAUGAUAUUUUUUUACCACGGCCCAUAACCUCUUUAAUGGCUUGGCAGCAGGACCUUUCCUUUGAUUGUUUCUUGAAGAUAUGAGAUCUAUAGUUCAGUUGUAUCGUUGGCUCUUAAGGGCCUGGAACAUGCAACAAUAGGGCUUCCGUUGUUGCAUGGCAAACAUGAGAAUUUUGCAUGGCCCUUACUGGGGAGUUUCCUCCUCAUUUGACUGAUGUGAGUAGAGACUCUUAGAGCCAGCCACCAUCAUAAUCAUCUACUAGAAUCCCAAGAUGCUUUCCCCAGCAGCUAAUAGCGCUGUUGUCUGUGGGUAGGGGGAAAACACCACCCUAACCCUGAAGAAUCCAUGACAUAGUGCUAUUACUUUGAUGUGAAUAAGUCUGGAAAAUAGUCUCUUUCUACUGUGGUUUGCUCUAUAAAAUCCUUGCCUCUGAAUUUUCCUGAAAACUAUGCUUUAUUCUGACUUACGGGUUAGACAAUUUUAGUGUAUUACCUGACUGCUUAACCGAUGGCUCUGAUGUGGUCAGUGACCUUGAACACGAAGAGAUGAAAAUCCUGAGGGAAGUUCUUAGAAAAUCAAAAGAGGAAUAUGACCAGGAAGAAGAAAGGAAGAGGAAAAAACAGUUAUCAGAGGCUAAAACAGAAGAGCCCACAGUGCAUUCCAGUGAAGCUGCAAUAAUGAAUAAUUCCCAAGGGGAUGGUGAACAUUUUGCACACCCACCCUCAGAAGUUAAAAUGCAUUUUGCUAAUCAGUCAAUAGAACCUUUGGGAAGAAAAGUGGAAAGGUCUGAAACUUCCUCCCUCCCACAAAAAGACCUGAAGAUUCCUGGCUUAGAGCAUGCGAGCAUUGAAGGACCAAUAGCAAACUUAUCAGUACUUGGAACAGAAGAACUUCGGCAACGAGAACACUAUCUCAAGCAGAAGAGAGAUAAGUUGAUGUCCAUGAGAAAGGAUAUGAGGACUAAACAGAUACAAAAUAUGGAGCAGAAAGGAAAACCCACUGGGGAGGUAGAGGAAAUGACAGAGAAACCAGAAAUGACAGCAGAGGAGAAGCAAACAUUACUAAAGAGGAGAUUGCUUGCAGAGAAACUCAAAGAAGAAGUUAUUAAUAAGUAAUAAUUAAGAACAAUUUAACAAAAUGGAAGUUCAAAUUGUCUUAAAAAUAAAUUAUUUAGUCCUUACACUGA
Messenger RNA from Homo sapiens (human), 2533 nucleotides. RefSeq names its product cilia and flagella associated protein 36 (gene CFAP36). The record is from RefSeq and is a predicted model, not a curated record. The transcript is spliced from 7 exons. Bases 1893 to 2462 code for a protein of 189 amino acids. Lineage: Eukaryota; Metazoa; Chordata; Mammalia; Primates; Hominidae. Gene Ontology annotation, cellular component: motile cilium; cytoplasm; cilium.